AUGGCGAGCACAUCGAAUGUCAAGAAAUCAUCCACUCAACGUAGUUCGCAGAGCUCGAAUUACAAUGACCAUCAAUCACAACCACGUCAAAUUUUACCCAUGACGUAUUCACAGGCUCUUCAACCUCAAGUAAUUGUUCCAACACAGUAUGAUGACAUUACGUCAAAUAACGUGCCCUCAUCAAAGGAUUUGACGUCUUCAAUGCAUUUCUUUAAUAUGGAAUAUGGAAAUUAUCAAACAACUUCUAUAUUUUGUUCUGAAUGUCUUAGUAAUAUUAGAAAUACUUCGGUUGCCACCGAUACGAAUUUCUUACAAUCCAUUUGUAAACAAUGCAAGGAAAAGUAUUCGGCUUUCAAAUCCAAUCCUACCUUUGCCACUUUGAUUCAGCAAUCCAUUCGUGCUGUCUCUGGUAACAUGACUCAUCCCAUGUCAGUUUCUACUAGAUCUCAUUCAAUGUCAAAUCAGAUUAAUCGAUCUUUACCACUCGUGGUUCCAACUCAACGAUCCACUUCUUUAGACCAAUACCCUAUGACCUCUCAUUCAACUGAUUCUCAAUCUGAUUUAUCAAUUGAUUAUCAGAUUGAUCAUUCAAUGUCUAACGGUCAUAAUAAUGGUGUUGUGAAUGAUGUCUUCUUUUCUGAUCCAAUGAUUAAUGAUACCAUAGAUCAGCAUCUUUAUUUUGAUAGUGAUGCUUCUUCUGAUACGGACAUUUUAACUCCUAAUCCUCAUUAUUCGCCUAAUCUUUCUCCCAUUGAAUUGGAUGAUGAUGGCUCAAUCUGGAAUCUUAUUUACGAGAAUGAAUUAGAUGAUCCAAAAGAAAAAGUCCCUCAAUCUCCUGUUAAUAUCUCUUCUUCCUCGGAGACUGUUAUUUCUUCAUCUUCGUCUUUAACUCCAGUAUCGUCUUCCGUUCAUGAUAUGGUUUCGUCUUCUGCCUCGCAGUCGCAAUCUUCAAUUGUCUCAUCCGAUGAAACGAUCUCUUUGAAUUCUAUGAAUACAAUUAAUCCUUCGUUGAUUUCUUCAUCUACUUCGAAUAAUUUCCCCAUUGGUUAUGAUGUUGAUAAUAAUCAUGCAAGUGGCAGCACUACCCCUUUAACUGUUACCAUCGAUCCAAAGUUCAUCACUGCCACAGAUUCUUCGUCUUUCAUUCAAUCAAAUAAUCGUAAUAAUAAACCUACUCCUGUCAUAAUUAAUCCAAAUUACAUUGAAUUUGGUGAUAAUAUACCGAGUCCUCCUCUUCAAACUCCUGAGUUAGUAAGCGACAAUAGUCUUAAACGAAGAAUGUCUUAUGCUUCAUCUUCGGAUGAUGAUUUUUCUGACUCGACAUCUACCGAGAAACAGGCAGAUAAAAAAUUUCGUGUAGAUGCUCAAAGAGUUAUUAAAGUCAAUAAUAAAAAACGUGAUUCUUUGAUUGUUGACGAAAAAAAUUAUGAGACCGAUGAGGAUUUAUCUUCUAAUGACAAUCCUCAAGUUCGCGAGGUUCAUGAGACUAGCGAUGGCAUCACUGACGAAUAUCAAGACAGUACUGAUACUAUUUAUUCUGACGAUACUGACGAGGAUGAUGACGAAGAAUAUCGCCCAUCUAUGAGCAAUAAAAAGACUCGCAAUGGUAGAAAGAAUUCAAAGUCCAAAUCAAAAUUAUUACCACUUCCAUUAGUAAAAGGCGUGAAGCUUAAAUCACAACAAAAAUCAUCUAGUUCUUCAAAAAGAUCUAGCAAGGCUUCUACGCCUACCGCUUCGGUUGCGGAUAGUCCGGUUCCAACAACCAUUGUGUUGCCAAUAGAGAAACCUCAAGAAUCAGAAGUUCUUGAAUUGACCUCUCCUCGUUCUACAAAGUCUCCUACCGUCUUUGAGACUUUGACCAAGUCUGGUAUUGAUUGGUGUAGAUAUUGUGGUACUACAGAGGGUUACGGAUUUGCAUGCAAACUUCCACGAUUGGACUUGAAAGAUUUUAUUAAUGAGACCAUUGAGGAGCGUGAACGUACCGAAGCUUGGUAUUGUGAAAAAGGUUGCCAAGAAAACUUGCGAAGAAAACGAAUAGUUGUUGAACUCCCCCGUAAAAGAUUGCCUCUCAUGUCUACUCCGAAAGUCCAAGCAUCUACGUCGAUCACAGAUUCAACUUCUGUACUCAAUUCUGGUACUGCAUCACGUCCUCGAACUUCUCGUAACUCAACAAGAACGUAA
Messenger RNA from Racocetra fulgida, 2181 nucleotides. The record is from the annotation of a GenBank genome assembly. Lineage: Eukaryota; Fungi; Glomeromycota; Glomeromycetes; Diversisporales; Gigasporaceae.